AUGUCCGCCACCAAGCCCAUCGUUCUGUACGGUCACAUAGUCAUGAUUCUCAAGGAACUCGAUAUUCCAUACGAGACGAUCAAGGUGGAAAUCACGGACGUCAAGAAGGAAGCCUUCACGGCCAUCAACCCCAACGGCCGCCUCCCCGCCAUUACAGACCCGAACACAGGCAUCACCCUCUGGGAAUCGGGCGCAAUCAUCGAGUACCUCGUCGAGACGUACGACACCGAGAGCAGGCUGUCCUACACUUCGUUCCCCGAAAAGUUUCAUCUGAAGCAGUUCCUGGCGUUCCAGAUGUCUGGACAGGUAACGUCGUGCCCCCUACUCAUCCGCAACGACAACUCUGACGGACAACAGGGCCCCUAUUUUGGCCAGCUCGGGUGGUUCAAGAUGUUCCACCCCGAAGAUGUCCCGAGCGCCAAGGAGAGAUACGAGGAGCAGACUGUGCGCGUGCUGUCCGUCCUCGACCGCGUGCUCAAGGGGAGAGAGUAUCUCGUCGGCGACAAAGCGACCUACGUCGACAUCGCCUUCAUGCCCUGGGAUUACAUGGCCCGCCGCAUGCUCGGUGAUGCGUGGAACGACAAGUUCGCCAUCGACAAAGGGUACCCCGACUACGCAGCGUGGACGGAGAGAAUCAGGUCCCGGCCCGCCGUCGAGAAGACGCUUGCGGCGAUGAAGUCGGAGAGGGCCACGGAGGAGAGCAGCGACUAG
Molecule: messenger RNA, 711 nt
Organism: Colletotrichum gloeosporioides
Lineage: Eukaryota; Fungi; Ascomycota; Sordariomycetes; Glomerellales; Glomerellaceae
Product: Glutathione S-transferase-like protein tpcF
Exons: 4
Coding region: 1-711 (236 amino acids)
Source: RefSeq, a predicted model, not a curated record